Molecule: messenger RNA, 5438 nt
Organism: Monodelphis domestica (gray short-tailed opossum)
Lineage: Eukaryota; Metazoa; Chordata; Mammalia; Didelphimorphia; Didelphidae
Gene: DNAJC18
Product: DnaJ heat shock protein family (Hsp40) member C18
Biological process (GO): cellular response to misfolded protein
Cellular component (GO): endoplasmic reticulum membrane
Molecular function (GO): Hsp70 protein binding
Source: RefSeq, a predicted model, not a curated record
UAACGGGACUACUGCUCCCGGCGGUUCCCGCGCGAUCCUAAAUCCUUUUCUCCUCCCCACUUCCGUCCCCCGCUUCGCCACCCUCCUCCCCCUCUCAACUCGACUCUUUCCCCCUCCCCCCCUCCGCCACCUGCAUCCUCCUCCGCGCACCACUGCGGCCUAGCGGCGCUGCUGGGGAGAACCGACAUGACAGCCACUCUGGGGAGCAGGGAGCACUGGACCGAAGGGAAGAUGUUUAUUCAGCUUUGGUCUGGACAUUGAAAAGACAAUAUAAAGUCCAUAGCAUGGCCCCCACACUCAUGAAUGAUGCGGCUAUGAUUCCUGUCUGCUCCCAGAAAGAGCUCCUGAGUCAGAUAGGAGAGGCUGUUUUUCAGGGACAAUACUUGGCCUAACGGAGGUGCCGUUGCUUUGCAGCAUACAUUGAUGCAUUUAGAAGAAAUAAAUAUCCAGCUGGCAAAACUACUAACAGUACUGACUUCUGUGGAUGUCAUAAUUGUAUGAAUUCUAAGAAGGAAAAGAAGUUUGUGAAUGAAAGAAGUCAGGCUCAGCCUGGAGAAGCUAGCAUGACCUAUACAGAAGAACAGUUACUUGGGGUGCAGAGGAUAAAGAAAUGCAAAAGUUACUAUGAAAUUCUGGGAGUUGGCAGAGAUGCCAGUGAUGAGGAUCUAAAGAAAGCUUACCGAAAACUGGCCCUGAAAUUUCACCCAGACAAGAACUGUGCACCUGGAGCCACAGAAGCUUUUAAAGCAAUAGGGAAUGCUUUUGCCGUCCUCAGCAAUCCUGAUAAAAGGUUACGCUAUGAUGAAUAUGGAGAUGAACAAACAACUUUUGCUGCCCCCCAGGCCAGACCCUAUAAUUAUUACCCAGAUUUUGAAGCUGACAUUACCCCAGAAGAGGUCUUCAAUGUUUUCUUCGGAGGACAUUUUCCUACAGAUGACACACACUUUUACCACCGGCGACACCGAAAUGAGAGGGUACAGACCCAGAAGGAAGAAGAAGAAGAAAAGCCUCAGAAUAUGUAUUCUGCAGUUCUUCAGUUGCUUCCAGUUUUCGUGAUUGUGAUUAUAUCUGUUAUUACUCAGCUGAUGGCCACAAAUCCUCCAUAUAGUCUGUUCUAUAAAUCGUCCAUGGGGUACACCAUUUCCAGAGAAACCGAGAAUCUGCAGGUGCCUUAUUUCGUUGAUAAACACUUUGAAAAAAACUAUAAGGGGUCAUCACUGCGGGACCUGGAGAAGACUGUAGAAAAGGAUUAUAUAGAUUAUAUCCAGUCAAGUUGCUGGAAGGAAAAACAACAAAAAUCAGACUUGACAAAUUUGGCCAGACUGUACCGAGAUGAACGCUUGAAACAGAAAGCAGAGUCACUGAAACUCGAAAACUGUGAAAAACUGUCCAAUCUUAUUGGCCUGCAUAAAGGUGGCUGACAGAAUCAUUGGAGGAUUACCCAAGGGCAUGAAUUUUCCGUAGUUGUUCCUAUUUAUGUUACUAAUUCCAUUUUAUAAAAGAAAAUUAGAAAGUCAAGUCCAUUUUUAUGGUUUGCUGAAAUUCAAGUGGACAGAGCUGAAAAAAAUUGAGCCAUGGAGACAGUUUCCAAUCUUCUCAUAAUCCUUGAUGUAGUCUGAUUCCAAAGGCUAGUUAUGUCAGUUCAUCUAAAUUGAUUUCAUGGGCAUAAGAAUUGGAUUUGACAAUAGUUUUACAGCAUUCCUGACUAUCCUUUGGGGACUCUGUUCCAGAAGUAGAACCAAAACAUAUUCUUUUAUAGGAAGGUAAGUGUAUAUCAUCCAGAAAUAAACAGCCACCAUUUAGUCCCAUGCCACACACAGGCUUUAUAGCUUUAGUUAUUUAUAGCCCAUACACAAAUAAUACCUUUCUAUCAGUUAGAGAUACCAUUUCACCCCCAGAUCACUAGGCAAUAGAACAUGUUUAAAGUGAAUUCUUCAUUAUUUCAUGGCCAUGAGAAGGACAUGCUUAAAAAAAAUAAAAUGAGAUGAUAUUUGUAAAGCACUUUGUAAACUGUAAAACACUAGUUAAUAUCAUAUUAUUCUUAUUAUUGUUCAUAAUAAUAACACAGAUAAUUCUAAACUCUCUUCGUAGCUAAUAGUUUUCACAGCCCAUCUUUUUAUUAGAGUUACUAAGAUUAGCAACAGUCUCUGAUUUGAUUCUCAUCUGAUUUUAAUUUUAUUCUACUCUCCUUUGGUUUAUGUUUCAGUGUACUGUGACAUUGCCAAAAACUCAGCAAUAGGUAGACCAGAGACCAAAGAUGGAAGUAUCUUAGGUCCUAGGCAGUUACAAUUCAUAGAUGAGCUCCUGUUCAAUUAAGAGUUGACUUUUUGUUGCUUCUAAAGAAUAGGACAUUUCUGGACCUCAGGUACUUCAUCUCUAAAAUAUGGAGGUUUGAUUCAGAGAAUUUGGACUCAUUCCCAGUGGUCCAAAAUAAUUGCUAUUUUAAACCUAUCCUUGUGCUCCCACAUAUUUCAGAAUAGACAAGUAUGUGGCAAAAGUAACCUCUUCUUAGGUUUUUCACUUUAACAUGACAUUCAGGCUGAAUUUCUCAUUUAGGGGCAUGAGAAUUAAGGUUGAAAUGGAAAGCUUGCCAGUUAGCAGAUCUGUGUUUAAGAACAAAGAGGUAAAAAGAAAACAGGAUGUAAGCUGAAGUGAUACAGAGUGGAAGAGUGUUCCCUUAAAAUCUUCAUCUUAAUGUUAUUUGUAAUGGCUCUCCCUUCAGCACCAUUUCUCAGCUUGCCUUUAGUCAUCAGGACCUUUCUCCAUAAGAACCUUGUAAACCAAAGAAGAGAUUGCACAGAAUCAGCCCCUUGACACUAAUGCAUUGUUGGUAGAGUUGUGAACUGAUCCAACCAUUCUGGGGGGCAAUUUGGAAUUAUGCCUAAAGGGUUAUAAAAGAAUGCAUACCCCUUGAUCCAGGAAUGCCACUACUAGGUCUGUAUCCCAAAGAGAUAAAAAAUAAUGGGAAAGGACCUGUUUGCUCUUUUUAUGGUGGCAAAGAAUUGGAAACUAAAGGGAUGUCUCUCAGAUGGGGAAUGGCUAAACAAAUUGUGUUAUAUACCAGUGAUGAAAUAUUAUUGUGCUAUAUGGAAUGAUGAACAGGAUGGUUUUAGAAAGAACUGAUGCAGAGUGAAAUAAGUAGAACCAGGAAAACACUGAACAGCAAUAUUGUGAAAUGAUAAAAUGUGAUAGACUUUGCCACCAACAGCAAUGCAGUGAACCAGGACAAUUCUGAGGGACUUAUGAAAAAGAAUGCUAUCCACCUCCAGAGAAAGAACUGCUAGAGUAGGAAUGCAGAUGAAAACAUAUGACUUAUCACUUGUUUAUUUGAGUAUAUGAUUUGAGGUUUUGGUUUUAUAAAAUUAUUCACUUACAAAAAUGAAAAAUAUGGAAAAAUUUAUGGAAUAACACAUGUAUAACCCAGAAAAAAUAAAAAAAAAUUAAAAUUUAAAAAGAAAAAAAAAAGAAUCAGCCCCUUUCCAGGGAGCAUUCCUCUGAUUGUGAAAGGGCAUUUCAUUGGACAUAAUCCUUUGGGUCCUUAUCUUUCUAUGAAGAUGCUCAGGAAGACAGCUAGAAUCCUUCCUACUUAGGACCAGGCCUGAGAUUUGGUGAGCACCUGUUUUCAGGCAUGGAAAAAAAUACAGAGGCCCAUGACUGGCCCUUUCAAAGCCAAAAUUCCCUUUCUCUACAUUCUAGGAAUUCAGGUAUGUGGGUCCUGAAUACAGCAAAGGAUAGGUCUGGGUCCCAGGGCUUUGGUCUCUAAUGACCUGGAGAAUGCCCACAAGUAGGGUGUACUCUAGAGUAAAAAAACUUACUGUUUAUGUGGAUGUUAUAAUUUCAGUGUCCCAAAACCUUGGUUUUUUGGGAUGUUCUUCAAAAGCCCUUGAUAGUUCUUUCGAAGAGAUCACUGUAAAAUUUGUACACAUUUCAAGGAGCCCCCCUCUGGGGAAAAGAUGAACUCCUGUAUAUCUUAAAAUCAGAGCUCUCUUUUUUUUCUAAUUCCUCCUAGAAAUCAAAUUAGCAUGAAAGGAAAUGGGGAAGGGGGGCUUUGCCCUGAUGAAUAGCAUAAGUAUUUAUUUGGCAGAGUCAGAGCAAUUAUUUGUGAAAACUGUUGAGUAAACGUAUCAUUAACACCCAUUAUAUACCAGAGGACAUAUAUGUUUUUAUAGCACUGAUGAGAGUGCUAUAUUUCUUUUUCUCUUUUUUGAAAACCCUUACCUUCUGUCUUAGAAUCAAUAGUGUGUAUUGGCUCUAAGGUAGAAGAGUGGUAAGGGCUAGGCCCAGGGUCACACAGCUGGGAAGUGUCUGAGGUCAAAUUUGAAUCCAGGACCUCCCAUCUUUGGGCCUGGCUCUCCAUCCACUGAGCCACCCAGUUGCCCCAGGUAUAUUUCUUAAUAGAGCAGCACAGUUGCAUUUUUUCCCCCAAUGGAAGGGUUACUUUUUGUUUUGAUUCAUUAUUGGUAAUUCCCAGGAUAUUGUUGCAUAAACAUUUUCCUGUUCAUAUUUCUUAAGUAAGGCGUCUCCAUGACAGUGUCUGCUCCAACCUUUGGAGUGGUCCUUACCAGUAUUAACAUCAUAAGUGAAGUCUGUGCUGCUUCCUGCUGUAAAAGUAGAGCACACUUCUGUGAACUGUUUCCAUGUGAAUUAUUGUGGGUUUGAGACGUGUGUGGGCAGGCUGAGUUGGCACUCGGCUAAGGUACCAUUGUGCUAAAUUAUUUUACGAACAGAAUAUACACGCCUCUUUCUCUUUAUGUUCCAUGCUGAGGAAUGGGGGAGGAAAGGAAAAUCUUUCUUGCCUCCAGAGGACUUCACAUCUUGGGAAGAGAAAAGUCAUCUCAGGGUCAGUCUACCUGCUUGCUGUAAAGCUCCAGUCCAGUCACCAGGCCAGAUCUGAAACCGACUGACUUUACUCACAAUUGGCUGCCUGAGAGAAGGGACCAGGCAAAGGAUGCUGCUGGAUAUGGCUUUUGUUUCUUGAACUGCUAGAAACUACCCUGGAUUCUAAGCCAUAUAAGUAUGUGGGAAGCACUCAGUAGUCAAGAUAAAUUCUGCAUUUUGAUAGUCACAGAACAAAAGAAAUACUUGCUUCCUUAGUGACUAUUAUGAGAAUGUACAUUAAGCACAUAAACACACUCUUCCAUUAAGCAAACCAUGGCUGAACAUUGAAACUCUGUCUGCAUGCUUAAUCACUUUACAGGAACUAUAUUUUGUAUUUAUUUUAGACUCACUUCCUUUAAGAUGCCAGCUUAGCUAGCAUCCAAGCAUUUCUUUUCUAAGAGUAGAGUUACUAUUGGUUUGAGAUUUUAAGCCUGCAUUGUAUUUACUCUGGCAAAGAAAUGUUGACUACAAGUAAUGUUGUCUGCCUGUUUUUUGAAAAUUGAUUGUACCAUUUGGAUGUGCCUCUGUAAAAUUGGAAUUAAAAUUAUGAAUGCUCUCAA